Messenger RNA from Plasmopara halstedii, 1920 nucleotides. RefSeq lists its product as uncharacterized. The coding region runs from base 1 to 1920 and encodes 639 amino acids. The record is from RefSeq and is a predicted model, not a curated record. The transcript has 3 exons. NCBI's taxonomy places the organism in Eukaryota, Oomycota, Peronosporomycetes, Peronosporales, Peronosporaceae.
AUGAUCAAGAAAUUGAUAGCGUUUUACGCUGACAGCAUCCUGGCCAAUGCUAGUAAAUCGGACGAGCUAAAUUCAGCACUAAUUCGCGUAUGCUUCCGGAUGGCAAGAGACCUGGCACUUUUUCAAAAUGACUUUUAUGUGGAAGAGUUUAUGAAAGUGUACGACGCUAGCUUUAAGGAUAAGUCCACUGAAGAUGGACAGAUUAAUCUUAACCUUUUCCUCAAGCGCUUGAUCGAGAGUCAUCCAGCAUACCGAAAAUAUCUCGAUACUACUCUUCACCGAACCAGAACUAAAACUGUUUUUGACUGGCUAGCCCGACAUCACCUGCAAUUGCAUUUCAGGGACAGUGAGAGAGCAAACUAUUGCUCACAGAAGACAAAAUCAUUUUGGAAUAAAUCAUCGAUUCCUUCUGAAAUGGAUGCCGCUCUGGAAAAAAUGUUUAUUGUGAUAAAAAAAUAUUUACUUGUUCUUGGCCAAUUAUUCUUACGUCAGGCUGUUGAAAGCUCUCUAUCAGCAAAGAACAAUCUCAAAGACUAUCGUAUAAGUAUCUCUGCGUUCAUUAGUCUAAUGAAGCAAGUGCAAAUGUUCCCGCAGCUUUUUCAUCGCCGAGAACUCGAAGAUGCUGUAUGUCUUUCCUGCUGUUCUUCCCCAGUGACCAAAGAACUGAAUUUUCCAGAGUUUAUCGAAACUCUGGUACGCUGCUCUUGCAAUCUUCGUUGGGGUGAACUUGCAGGAGGAAAACAAGCAACCGAGACUAAAAUUGGCGAAACAGUGGUCAUCAUAAAGUUUGUGAUGCUCAUCUUUGCAAUGGAAGGUCAAGGCUCAGUGCUGCGAAAGCGAAAUGACGAUGUCACUGCAAUUUUAGAUUUCAUAGGACAACAACAAAAGAAGAAUCAAGCCGAAAAAAUAAUUCGUUUUCGUAAAUUGUUGGCUGAUAACAAGCGACGAAAUAAAGAAUUUUGUCAGAUUCCUUCCGUGUGGAACCAUAUUCGGGUCCAAUAUUCUCCCAAGCACUCAUCAAUAAAGUCUCUGACUGAUAGAUCAAAGGAUACUUUUGAUGGCUUGACCAAAUCGCGGGAAAAUGGUAUACCUCGUCAAAGCUUGCCUGAGUCAUCUAUGUCUGACGUUGACUCAAAGCACCUUUCUGAUGAUGACUUUUUCUCCGAUGCGACUCAUCCCGAAUUAUCGAACUUUGGCCCUGUUGAAUGUGGCAAAGUUACAGGUGAUCAAACGUACAGUAUCAGUGGCAGUAUUGAUGAAGCUAGCUCCGUAGUAUUGCCGUCAGUUUUUGAUUUCGGUGCAUCCUGCGCUGCUGACUCUCGCGAUUUAAAUCGAACCGGGUCAAUAAAGUCGAGAGACGGCAAAGCUGAUCCAUUCAAGCCUUAUAAUUGUUUUUCAAAGGUCCACUCUAACAGCGUGCCCUCAGCAACGAACUUAAGAAAAGUCGAGAGUUUCAUAAUUGUGGACGAACAAGCGACUUCGUUGCAAUCGACUGGCUUAUUUAAACCUUUGAAAAAAGAUGAAUUCCUUCGUGAAAUAGUAGACUGCAUUGGAGACGUUGAGCUAUUGCUAAACCAAUCAACCUUUGAUGGCAGCAAUCACUCCAAGCUCCAAAACACCCAACGUAGAAACACAGUUCCAGAUGUCCUAUUUCAAGGCCUGCUAAACACAACAUUCAGCUCGGGAUAUGAUGAACCGUCUCUGAGCGAUAUCGCUGAAGAUACAAGCUUAGUGUAUGGCUGGCAACAGCAGAUUGUUGAUCCUUUCAGCACAAAUGAAGACUCUGAAGUCCAAAUUCGCGACCCAUUGCUCAAUCACCUCACAGACACUGAACGCUUUACUGAAAACAACGAAUACCCUGAUCUGGUUACUCUUGCUGGCUUGGCGCAGGAAAAUGAAGUGUGUCAACAAAAGUUUUGA